ACUGGUGUCAUAAUUCAUCAAAGAAUUUAUAAUUCAAAAAAUUUCAGUACAUGCAAAUAUUCAAGUUCUAAAAUCUAGACGAGGGUAUGUAAAUAAUAAAAUCUCCCUACGAUAUUUUCUUCAAGCAGUUUCGAGAACAUUUGACAUUGAGAUAUAAACGGUCCAGAACGGUGUUGAAAAAUGGAUUUGGAUUCUGAUGAUGAGAGUAUUAUUGAGGAAGACUUCUACUCAUUUUUAAAUAUACCAAAAGAGGCUAGUAAAGAAGAGAUUAACAAUGCAUAUAGACGUCUCAGUAGAAUCUACCAUCCUGAUAAACACAUGGACCCGUCAUUGAAAGCUAAAGCUGAAGUAAUGUUCAACAAAGUCAAAAGAGCUUAUGAAGUACUUUCGGAUCCCCACCAAAGAGCAAUUUAUGAUUCAUUAGGAACUAAAGGUCUUGAAACAGAAGGUUGGGAGUUGGUGCAAAGGACUAAAACUCCAGCUGAAAUAAGGGCAGAAUAUGAAAAACUAGCUGAAGAAAGAGCUGAAAGAAGGAAGAAUCAAGCUACUAAUCCUUCAGGAAAUGUUACUAUAGCUGUUAAUGCAACUGACUUAUUCAACCCAUAUUAUGAUGACCUAAUAGAUGAUGAAUAUGAAAGCGAUUUUAUAUCCGGUAUACCUAACAUCGAGGUGUCUUCGAUGCAGUUCUCCCAAUCGGUGGAUUUUCCUUUAACACAAAAAGACAAUUGUACGUUAUCGGGUCAGCUGCAAACGCAAAAUGGAACGGGGCAGGGUGGCGUAAAUUUGGGCUGGCGUCACAUAUUCUCGCACAAAAGCUGGGCCGAAAUGGAGUUAACUGCAGGAAGUGGACCUGCAGUAUCAUUCAAAGGAUUUAGGACGUUGACGAAAAGGUUUUUCUGGAAUGGGGGUACGAUUUUGCAGUUCACGCCUGAAGGAAUACGACCAGGAAUAAUGUCAACAUUAGCCAUGCAGAUUGACAAACAUUCAGUUGGCUACUUAUCCUAUCAUGGCGGUAUCAGAUCGCUAUUUUCAACACAGCUCAUUAGAGAUACAGAAUAUAACCGUUAUAAUUUCUCUAUACAAGUGGGUUUGCCACAUUCUCAUGUCCUUCUACAGUAUACAAGAAAAAUGAUGAACCAAGAACUGAAACUGAGAAUUGCAGUGAAAGCAGGUACGUUUGGAGGUGUUAUCGAAUAUGGCGCAGAAAAGAAAAUAUCGAAGCAUAGCAAUUUAGCAUUUUCUGUAGUAUGUGGUGUACCAUCUGGUGUUAAACUUAAAAUCAGGUUGACCAGGGCUUCCCAAACAUACUCCUUUCCUAUUCAUCUUUGCGAGGAAAUAAUGCCAGCUCCAGUGUUUUAUGCCACAGUUGUGCCUUUAGUAGUAUAUGUUGUUGUGAAAAAAGGCUUUGUAGAGCCUUUCUUGAAAGAAGAGAAGUCUAAGAAAGUGGAAAAACAAAAGCAAAACAAUUACAAUAAGCUUGUGGAGAAACGAAGGGAGGCUAUGGCAGCUCAGGACCUGAUGAACGCUACUUACAAUAGAAAUAGAGAUGAGGAAAGUAACAAAAAGGGAUUGGUGAUUAUCAAAGCCAUCUACGGGAGGAUAAUGAGAGACACGAAUCAGCAGCAUGGGGAUGCAGAAUUGUCGAGUGAGGUGCUCGAUGUAACUAUUCCAGUACAAUGUCUAGUCAAAGAUAGUAAACUAGUUAUACAUGAUCGUACAAAGAGUGAAUUGCCAGGUUUCUUCGAUCCAGCAUUAGGGGAAGAAAAAAUGUUACACAUUAUUUAUAACUAUCAUGAUCAACCCCAUGAAGUGACGAUAGCAGACAAUGAUUCUCUGAGGUUACCAAAAACUGCACAUCGGACAAACAUUACAUAGUACUAUGGAAAAGUGACAUAGUGGGAAAAUAGACAAGUUGAAUAAUUGAAUUGGUAGAAAAAAAAACUGAUUGGUACAUGUUUGUCAUUUGUUUGUACCAAUUGUGUUCAAAUUGUUUUAUUAAAAUGCAUUUGUUUUG
Phaedon cochleariae (mustard beetle) is the source of this 2014-nucleotide messenger RNA. The record is from the annotation of a GenBank genome assembly. NCBI's taxonomy places the organism in Eukaryota, Metazoa, Arthropoda, Insecta, Coleoptera, Chrysomelidae.